Molecule: messenger RNA, 1269 nt
Organism: Ilex paraguariensis (yerba mate)
Lineage: Eukaryota; Viridiplantae; Streptophyta; Magnoliopsida; Aquifoliales; Aquifoliaceae
Source: the annotation of a GenBank genome assembly
AUGAACUUCAAGAACUUUGGAAAUGAGCCGCCGGGAGAUGGCGGAUGUGGAAGGCAGCCAGGGAAUUAUCCUUUGGCACGACAGACGUCCAUCUAUUCACUGACUUUAGAUGAGCUUCAGAGCACCAUGCGAGGGAUGUCUAAAGAUUUUGGAUCUAUGAACAUGGAUGAAUUGUUGAAGAAUAUAUGGAGUGCUGAGGAGACUCAGACCGCGGGAUCUAGCAUUGGUGGACUAGAAGUGGUGGGUGUCUCGGGUGGCUAUUUGCAGAGGCAAGGAUCAUUAACGUUGCCAAGGACAUUGAGUCAGAAGACCGUUGAUGAGGUUUGGAGGGAUAUAUCUCAAGAGUAUGCUGGUGGUAAGGAUGUAAGUGGUGUUGGGGGGUCUAAUUUGCCACAGAGGCAGCAAACUUUGGGGGAGAUGACACUUGAGGAUUUCUUGGUAAGAGCCGGGGUUGUAAGGGAAGACGCUCAAUUAGCUGGAAAACCUAAUACCAAUGGAUUGUUUGGUGAUUUGUUGAGUUCGGCAAACAAUCCUUCUGGUUUAGGAUUUGAGUUUCAACAGGCGGGUAGGAAUACAGGGUUGAUGGGUAAUAGAGUGUCUGAGAAUAAUCAAUUUGCAGUUCAGUCUGCUGCUAAUUUACCAUUGAAUGCAAAUGGGGUUAGGUCAACACAGCAACAGCUGCUAACACCACAGCAGCAGCAGAAACAACACCAGCAGCAACAGCAGCCACUUUUUCCCAAGCAACCUAAUAUGACUUAUGGUGGUCCCUUGCCUAUAACAGGCAGCAAUCAGUUGGGUAGUCCAGGAAUUAGGGGUGGGAUUAUUGGGAUGGCGGAUCCAGCGUCAAAUGGUAAUUUGGUUCAUGGUGCUGCACUACAGGCUGGUGGGAUGGGAAUGGUUGGUUUAGGAGCUGGGGGUGUUACCAUUGCUACAGGAUCUCCAGCAGUUUCAUCAGAUGGGUUAGGGAAGAGUAAUGGAGAUACAUCUUCUGUGUCACCAGUUCCAUACAUGUUUAAUGGAGGUUUAAGGGGAAGGAAGUCUGGCACUGUGGAGAAAGUCGUUGAGAGAAGGCAGAGGAGAAUGAUAAAGAACAGAGAGUCAGCUGCAAGGUCUCGGGCCCGUAAGCAGAGCGAUUCAGACACUAGACACCUGUCGCCCAAAACAAGCAACGCAGUCGCAGCAGCCAAGAGACGUCUAGCAGAGCGACAGAGAGAGAGAAUAUCAGUUGUAUGUGGCGAAUUUGAUGACAAUGGUAAAUUUUUUAGCUGA